GUUAUCACCAGGCGCGCGUUGCUUCAGGCUCGCGGGUCGCCCCUCCCCGUCCCAAAAAGGCAGCCCCUUCGACGGACGCAGAGAGACAGAAAGAGGUUGCUUGGGUAGACUCGGGGUUCUAUCCCACGCAGUUCUGGAGCAGUGUCUGUCGAAGCGAACCCUCAUUCUUGCUUUGCGUCGUCGGUCUGCUGUAUCUUCCUUUGUCGCGGUCUGCGUGGCCAAAGAAUUGCAGUGGAGAGGCUUGAACUAACUCGACGAGAAGCCCGCAACUUCAACGAAAGUCGGAAGGACCCUGUGCGUAGGUGUCGCCCUCAAGUUAAGAGAUAGCAGGGUAUUUGUCGCGACGCCAUUCGCUGCCAUUCGAUUCUCCUAAGAAAACGGGAGAGCACUUGAAGGCGUCGAAAAUGUACUAUCCGGGAAACGGAAAUCAACCAGGGUCCCUGCCCACAUUACCACCGAUCGGCAUCCCAGGCCGGCACGGCCCACGAGGGCAGCCAGAGUAUCCACCGGAGGCGCCGAACGGAGCACAACAACAACAACAACAACAGCGGCGACCACAGCAGCAUCUUCCCCCGGAAGCGUUUCGAUAUGGCCAUUCGCGGAUGCUCCCUCCUCCCUUCCCAAGCCCGCACUUCGUUCACUCGGGUCCACCGCCUGAUCAUUCUACCUCGUAUGGACAUCUAUCGGCAGCACCGAGCCCGGCCCGGCCGAUGCAGCGGUCUGAAAAUGCACUAUUGCCACGAAUGAAAGUGGAUGGGAAGGGGUAUGAACCCGAAGGGCGUGAUAACGGUGGGGGCAGUUCUGGAUACCUCCCACCUGGUGGGUGGAGUGAGAGAGAAUGGCCAGGUAACUCGAACGCAUAUGUCGAAUCGCCGAUGGGCGCUCGGAGAGGAUCUAGGCAAAGUGAUCAUGGACGAGACCCUAGAGAUACCAUGACAUCUCGCGAGCUGUCGACAUUGAUGCAUACGCAGCCUUCUGUGUCUUUUGAUCCGCGGGAUAGAGUGCAGCAGCCUGCCAAUGGAAGAUCGACGAGGGCAGAAAUCGAUGUCAGAAGGGGUGGGGAGUCGUCUGUUGCGAAACAUGAUUCUCAGCAGGCCCCACAUCCCGUCUCGAGAGACUCACGGUACGCGCUGGAAAGCAGGCCGCCAUCCAAUUACGACAAUAGCCACGGACGCCCGAGUGUCGGAUCACACAUCUCACAUCCGCAGAGUACGGUGCCCACUUCACACCCAUCCGAACAGCCAGGGACUAAAUCAUCUACGGACGGCGAAGCACGAGCAUCGAAUAAGGUCGUUGAAUCAUUACGACACGAGCCACGACAGCGCACUCGCACUUCGAAUCUGAAUGUUCCCGUCCUCCCCACACCUGUCGCAACUCCGAAUGCCUCCCGACCCGGCACGCCAGGGCCGACGGUCGGCGCAAAAGUGUCCCCAGAUUCACCGUGGGCCCCGAAACUCCCGCCGGCGAUAUUGCAGUCUCGUGCUCCGAUCAGCAGAGAUGAGUUUAUGAAGGUUUUGGACGCGCAUGUGGCGAAGGAUGUUCCUGCCGUUGAGGCGCCUGAUGCCGGCGCGAACUCGGUGGGAACGAAGAGGAAAUGGGACGAGGUUGCUGGGCCUUCUUCAACCGUGGAGGAGCCUUUGAUGUCGAUCACUAGAAGAGGGGAGACGGAGGAUGAUGAGGAGUUCACUGAACGGUUAGAGAGAUGGCUCCAAGGAUCGAGAGAACGGCUCAUAUUAUGCACAACGUCACUCCUGAACAGACAUGUCAAUAACCUACACACUAAGUUGCACGACACCCAGAAUCUAACACAAGAAACAUCCGACACCCUUGUCCUCAUCCGCGCAUACCUUGCCGCCGAGAAACGGGACAACCGCGACCUCCUCGAACGCAAUCGAAUCGUCAAAGGCCUCAACGACCGCAUCAUCGAUCUUGAAACUCGUUUGCGGAAGUACACCGCCACCAUCGUUCCUACAUCAUCAACCACCAAACCCUCAUCGUCCGCCGAUUCAAAUCCCGCAACCACCGACACCCAAAAGACUGUAGAAAAACUUCAACGAGAAAACAACGCGGCAUCGGACCGAAUACAGGAUCUGGAAUCCGUGUAUGCCGACCUUGUCCGUGAACGGCGCGAGGACGACAUGAAGGCGCGGCAGGUGCUGAACGUGAUUCUAGGCGGACGGGAUUGGGGCGUCGAUAUCCGGGACGACCAGUGUAUACACGAGAUCUUAGAUGCGUUAAGUGAUAGGCCAUAGCGGUGGAUGGGCACACCUUUAUGUAGCUGUUGAAGUCCAGCGCGUCGUACAGUCCCCUCACUUGGCUCCCAUCAUGAUAUUCAUAAUCCUGCGAUCCCAUCGGAUCUCUCACACACACCUGUACCAUAGCCCUCUUCAUAGUGUCUUCCACGAAUAUGCCGGACAUGCCCGAGAUGACCCAACGCGUAGUUCAAAGCCACAUACGCCACAUCCCCUGCGCCACCCCAAAUUCUGCAAAUAAAAGCAACGUCCGCUCAGCAGCCUGGCUAGAAAAAAUGCUUUACACGCACGCUCAUUAUCCAUGGGGGCAGGGAAAACAAACACCGACUCUCUAUUCCCGGGAAAGGCGAGGCUAGAACGAUGUCUACGCUUAUCUUAGCUGCCGGUUAAUGGGCUCUCCUUUUUGGGG
Messenger RNA from Fimicolochytrium jonesii, 2661 nucleotides. RefSeq lists its product as uncharacterized. The transcript is spliced from 2 exons. Lineage: Eukaryota; Fungi; Chytridiomycota; Chytridiomycetes; Spizellomycetales; Powellomycetaceae. The record is from RefSeq and is a predicted model, not a curated record. The coding region runs from base 405 to 2252 and encodes 615 amino acids.